AUGAGGGCGCAACAGUUAAUGGGUCAACUUCCCAGAGAAAGAGUCACCCCAUCUUGUCCAUUUUUAAAUACUGGUGUUGAUUAUGCCGGGCCACUGUCUAUUAAAACCUGGAAAGGAAAGAAUUCUAGAACCUAUAAAGCAUAUGUUGCACUCUUUGUCUGUUUGUCAACAUCCGCGACUCACAUCGAAUUAGUUACUGAUUACACCGCGGAAGCCUUCAUUGCGGCCUAUAAAAGAUUUACGGGACGAAGAGGUAUUUGUACUACGCUUUGGAACAACUGUGGCACCAAUUUCAAGGGCGCUAACCUUACCUUACAACGACUAUUCUCUGCUGCUACCUCAGAAUCACAGCACCUUGCUACCUUAUUGGCCAACGAUGGCACACAAUGGAGGUUCAAUCCCCCAUCAGCUCCACACUUUGGUGGCAUAUGGGAGGCGGGGGUCAAAUCAAUGAAGUAUCAUCUUCAUCGAACGAUCGGAGACGCAUUGUUAACUUUCGAAGAAAUGACCACUCUUCUCGUACAAAUUGAGGCGAUACUCAACUCGAGACCAAUAGUCCCUUGCAGCGACGAUCCAGAAGACUUCAACGUUCUGACCCCCGGGCAUUUCCUUAUGGGUUGUACUCCCACUGUUGUGCCCGAACCAUCUUUACAAGACACGCGCCUUUCACGUCUUUCUAGAUGGCAACUCCUGAGGCAGAUGAUUGACAGUUUCUGGACCAGAUGUUCUAAAGAAUGUCUGCAGCGAUACCACUCCAUAUCCAAGUGGAAAAGAGAUUCUAAUUCGAUCGCUGAAGGUUCCGUAGUAUUAGUUAUCGACGAGAGAUACCCAUCAGCGAAAUGGCCUCUUGGGAGAAUUGUCUCGGUUCACCCAGGUAAAGACGGGUUAGUCCGGGUUGCGACAGUGAAAACACAAACAUCCACAUUAAAGAGACCGAUUGUAAAACUCUGCUCGCUUCCAAUUCCGAUUAACAGUCCUUAG
This is a messenger RNA of Trachymyrmex cornetzi, 981 nucleotides long. RefSeq lists its product as uncharacterized. Bases 1 to 981 code for a protein of 326 amino acids. Gene Ontology annotation, molecular function: nucleic acid binding. The transcript has a single exon. The record is from RefSeq and is a predicted model, not a curated record. NCBI's taxonomy places the organism in Eukaryota, Metazoa, Arthropoda, Insecta, Hymenoptera, Formicidae.